GCAGCCAGACGUGGCAGCGGCAUCAUGGCUUCUUGGAGUCGCUGCGGGAGCCGCAGGAGAGAAAUGCAGCUCUUCUUCUUCUUCUUACUGCUGGUUGUGUUCGUGUCCACACUGCAGGCAGUGAAAGUCUCUCCGCUCAUAGAGAAAGUGAGCGACCAUAAGGAUUUCAAAAAGCUUCUCAGGACCAGAACCAAUGUCCUCGUCCUUUACACCAAGUCUGGCACAUCAGGAGACCGUCAGCUGAAGCUGCUAUCUGAUGUAGCCCAGGCAGUAAAAGGACAAGGGACCAUCGCCUGGGUGAACUGCGGGGAUUCAGAGGGUCGUAAACUCUGUAAGAAGGUGAAGGUAGACCCUGGUUCCAAGCCUGCUGGGUUUGAGAUCCUGCAUUAUAAGGAUGGAACCUUCCAUACAGAAUACAGCCGGCCAGCCACACUUAAGUCUAUGGUGGCGUUCCUGAAAGACCCCACAGGUGCCCCCCUGUGGGAGGAGAACCCCGAGGCUAAAGACGUCGUUCACAUCGAGACGGAGAAAGACUUCAGGAAGCUGCUGAAGAGGGAGGAGCGGCCCAUUCUAAUGAUGUUCUAUGCCCCCUGGUGUGGUGUGUGUAAGCGAAUGCAGCCCAUCUUCCAGCAGACGGCAACAGAGACUAAAGGGAAAUAUGUGCUGGCGGGGAUGAACGUGCACCCAGCUGAGUUUGAUGGCCUGAAGCAAGAGUUCAAUGUCAAGGGCUACCCAACCUUCUGCUACUUUGAGAAGGGGAAGUUCCUGCAUCACUACGAGAACUACGGAGCCACGGCCAAGGACAUCGCGGACUGGCUUAAAAAUCCGCAGCCUCCCCAGCCGAAGACUCCGGAGGUGCCGUGGUCUGAGUCUGACUCUGCAGUGUUUCACCUGACGGACGAGUCGUUUGAUGGGUUUUUGGAGGAGCAUCCCUCCGCUCUGAUCAUGUUCUAUGCUCCAUGGUGCGGCCAUUGUAAGAAGAUGAAGCCCGAGUAUGACGAAGCUGCUGAAGUUCUUAACAAAGAUGCAGAUACCCCAGGUGUGUUGGCGGCAGUGGACACCACCAUUCACAAGACUGUGGGAGAGCGCUUUAAGAUCUCUGGGUUCCCCACUGUGAAGUACUUUGAAAAGAGAGAGGAGAAAUAUACCCUUCCACAUCUUCGGACCAAAGACAAGAUCAUCGAGUGGCUUCAGAAUCCCCAGGCCCCCCCUCCUCCAGAGCAGUCGUGGGAGGAGAAGCCAUCUAGUGUGAGCCACCUCGGAGCGGAGGACUUCAGGGAGGCCUUGAAGAAGAAGAAACAUGCACUGGUCAUGUUCUACGCACCAUGGUGCCCGCACUGCAAGAAUGCCGUCCCCCACUUCAUUACAGCCGCAGAGCUGUUCAAAGAUGACCGCAAGAUUGCGUAUGCUGCUGUGGACUGCACCAAAGGACAGAACCAUGAGCUGUGUAAGCAGGAGGGCGUUGAAGGCUACCCGACCUUUAACUACUACAAUUACGGCAAGUUCAGUGAGAAAUACAACGGAGAGAGAGGGGAGGCUGGCUUCACUGGUUUCAUGCGAAGCCUGAGAGGACGGGACCAAGAGAAGGUGGGAAAGCGGAAGGAGGAGCUCUAAUCUUAUCAGUGUGGCCCGUAAACGGGGGAGGAGCCUGUCAUUGCACUGUGACCUGGGCAGGGACCUUCCAGCACUGAUGCCACACACUUGAAAAACCUCAGCUCAAAAAAGAGGAUAUUUUUUAUACAGCCGUGCCCUUACGUUUGUAAUACCAAUGUUCAACCACAAGACCACUUGAGACUUUACUUUGUAUUUGUUUUUUUGUUUUUUUUCUUUUUCAUGGACAUUUUGUGGAUGAUUACUCCCAAAAAAAAAAUCAUACUGUGACUGCAGUUAAUGAAAAACUACAUCUUGAAUCUAUGCAAUACUGAACACUCACAUCCAACACACUCACGUCUUUGCGAUGGGUGGCUUCUGUGUGAAGACGCUGCAGCUACUCUGCGUACGGUAACC
Astyanax mexicanus (Mexican tetra) is the source of this 2007-nucleotide messenger RNA. RefSeq names its product protein disulfide isomerase family A, member 5 (gene pdia5). The coding region runs from base 25 to 1614 and encodes 529 amino acids. The record is from RefSeq and is a predicted model, not a curated record. NCBI's taxonomy places the organism in Eukaryota, Metazoa, Chordata, Actinopteri, Characiformes, Acestrorhamphidae. The transcript is spliced from 17 exons. Gene Ontology annotation, cellular component: endoplasmic reticulum. Gene Ontology annotation, biological process: protein folding. Gene Ontology annotation, molecular function: protein disulfide isomerase activity.